This is a messenger RNA of Eurypyga helias (sunbittern), 1746 nucleotides long. It is a transcript of the gene RXYLT1, whose product is annotated as transmembrane protein 5. Gene Ontology annotation, cellular component: Golgi apparatus. Gene Ontology annotation, biological process: protein O-linked glycosylation via mannose. The record is from RefSeq and is a predicted model, not a curated record. NCBI's taxonomy places the organism in Eukaryota, Metazoa, Chordata, Aves, Eurypygiformes, Eurypygidae. The transcript has 5 exons. The annotation marks the transcript as partial. Gene Ontology annotation, molecular function: ribitol beta-1,4-xylosyltransferase activity.
AUCGUGUUGCCUUGGGAAAUGAAGAGUGGAAUCCAUGGGAAGAGGAUGAGAAAAAUGAACUGUUUGCUGCUCAGCAGAGAUAUGAAGCUGUUCUUAAGAUGAUUAAAAAAACAAGAUCUCACCUAGAACAAAGCAGUCUUAGAGUACAGAUUUGGGGCAAAGCAGCGAUUGGUCUUUAUCUUUGGCAACAUAUUUUUGGAGGGCACCUUGAGCCUCCUGAUGUGACUGCACAGUGGAGAGAAGGAAGCCAAAAAGCAGGGAAAACAUAUUUCAGCUUCAUCACUGGUCCAUCUGUAGUUCCUGGCUACUUCUCAGUUGAAGCUGAAAAUGUUGUGCUGGUCCUGAAUGGAAGAGAAAAAGCAAAGAUCGCUUACGCCACUCAGUGGUUGCAUUACACGCAGGCAUUAAUUCAGACUCGCAAAAUACGGCGUGUAGCAGUUGUACUGCUUGGCAACGAGCAGUGCAACAAUGAAUGGAUUCAACCAUACCUCAGAAGAAAUGGAGGAUUUGUAAAUCUACUCUUUCUUACAUAUGACUAUACGUUGGUAAAUGAAGAAGAUAUUUUCCACUGGCCUUUAGGAGUAGCUACCUACAGAAAUUUUCCAGUUGUAGAACCCAGCUGGUCAAUGCUACAUGAUCCAAGGUCAUAUAUGUGUAAUUUCUUAGGAACAGUUUAUAAGAACUCUUCCAGGGAAACCCUAAUGGAGAUUCUGAAGCAGGAUGGGCUUGACAAACUUUGCUGGAUUGCAGCCAGAGAACAGUGGCAGCCUCAAGAAACAAAUGAAAGUUUCAAAAGCUAUCAAGAUGCCUUGCUGCAAAGCGAUUUGACAUUGUGCCCGGUGGGAAUAAAUACAGAAUGCUAUAGAAUUUAUGAAGCUUGUUCAUAUGGAUCUCUGCCUGUUAUAGAAGAUGUAAUGACACCGGGUGAUUGUGGAAAUUCAUCAGUGUACCACGGUGCUCCUUUACAAUUAUUAAAAACAAUGGGGGCUCCAUUUAUCUUUAUUAAAAACUGGAAAGAGCUUCCUGCUGUUUUAGAGAAAGAAAAAAAAAUGAGCUUACAAGAAAAGAUUCAAAGAAGAGAAAAGCUUAUAGAAUGGUAUCAAAACUUCAAAGCAUGGAUGAGACAGAAAUUCAUUAAUACUUUGGAAAAUUCGUUUUUGCCCAGUGAUAAAGGAUAAAUUGUCCCUUUUGAGAAUCUAGAAUAGGUGGAAAGCUUAUUUUUCAUCAGCCUUUCAAGGAAGCUUUUAUACAAAAGAAAUCUCACAGGACGGAUGCAUUCCUUUUGAAGUCAACAGAAUUGCUCUUGCUUGGCCAAGAGCUACCUUUGGCCCUCCAUCCUUAACAACAUUCAGAGAGGUUGUUGACUUAACAGGAGGGUAGUCUAUAAGGAUGGCAACAGUGUUACUAUUGUUCUUACAUUUUCCAUGGUGGUGUGUGACCUGACAAAUAUUUUUUUUAGGAGAAUAUCUUGAGCGUGGGAACUUGUUAAAAUCCAUCGUGAGUACAACGGUUGUGUUUGAAGAAAAUAGAAGAAUGAAAGCUGUAUGGUACAAAGUAAUUUAUUACGUAGACUAAAAAAGGAAAGUAUGAUGAUAGCAAAAUUGCCAGGUUUAGCACAAUCAUUAGGAUACAUCCUGGUACAUGCUUGUUUUGAAAAUGUGAACUGUUUACUUGAUUGACAUUUCAUUUCCAAGGAACUGGCCAUAAAGCUAAUUAAAUAGUGGAAUAAAAAUGUGUAUUUCAAGG